This is a messenger RNA of Neltuma alba, 848 nucleotides long. RefSeq names its product E3 ubiquitin-protein ligase RNF144A-like. The transcript is spliced from 2 exons. Gene Ontology annotation, molecular function: ubiquitin-protein transferase activity; zinc ion binding. Gene Ontology annotation, biological process: protein ubiquitination. Bases 34 to 738 code for a protein of 234 amino acids. Lineage: Eukaryota; Viridiplantae; Streptophyta; Magnoliopsida; Fabales; Fabaceae. The record is from RefSeq and is a predicted model, not a curated record.
CCUUCGUCUUCAUCAUCUUCUCCUCCUUUAAAAAUGCCUGACAAUUGCCCUACCCCAGAAACUGACCCCGUGAAAUGCUCAAAUGAAACGGGUGAGUCCUCGCAAGUCAUCUGCGAAAUCUGUGCAGAAACUAAAGAGGCUUCCCAGAUGUUCAGAAAUCAGAGAUGUCACCACUCGUUUUGUUCUGAUUGUGUCACUAAACAAGUGGCCAUAAAAAUUCAGGAUGGUAUAACGGUAGUUUCCUGUCCUGGUUUGGAUUGUAAAAGUGUUCUUGAGCUUGAUGCUUGUCGGCCAUGGAUUCCCAAGGACUUGCUUGAAAGGUGGGAUCAGGCUUUGUGCGAAGCUCUGUUUCUGGCAGCCCCUAAAUAUUACUGUCCCUUUAAGGAUUGCUCAGCUAUGUUGCUCAUUGAGAAUGAAGAACGAGAAGAUCAUCAAGCUAUAAGGGAAGCAGAGUGCCCUGUUUGCCACAGACUGUUCUGCGCAAAGUGUGAUGUUCCAUGGCAUCCUGGAGUUAACUGUGAGGAAUUUCAGGGAAUGGAUGAGAAUGAGAGAAAGAGAGAAGAUCUGAUUGUGAUAGAGCUUGCUAAAGAGCAGAAAUGGAAAAGGUGUCCCAAUUGUAGGUUCUUUGUGGAGAAGACAGAAGGAUGCGUGCACAUCGUUUGUAGGUGUCAUUAUGAGUUUUGCUAUAGGUGUGGAGGACAAUGGACUUCUACUCAUGGAGACUGCGAACCAAAUUAGAUUAUAUAAUGCCAUAUUUCAAGAUGAGCAUUUAACACUAUCACUUGUCACCAGUCAUUUAUUAUCAGAUUGUGGUUUGUAAUUGCAGCUAAGAAAAGGAAAGGCUUGAU